Dermacentor andersoni is the source of this 5124-nucleotide messenger RNA. It is a transcript of the gene dve, whose product is annotated as SATB1_N and homeodomain domain-containing protein dve. Gene Ontology annotation, molecular function: RNA polymerase II cis-regulatory region sequence-specific DNA binding; DNA-binding transcription factor activity, RNA polymerase II-specific. Gene Ontology annotation, biological process: regulation of transcription by RNA polymerase II; chromatin remodeling. The record is from RefSeq and is a predicted model, not a curated record. Lineage: Eukaryota; Metazoa; Arthropoda; Arachnida; Ixodida; Ixodidae.
UUUAUCCGAGUUUGGCUUUUAUCGUUGGUGCCAGAACAAUAGUUAUAAGGAACUAUUUUUUCAAGCGUAGUAGAGUGAACAUGUCGGCUUGAGGCAGGAGUGGCGUUGUGUCAGAGAACUCAUAUUUGCUCAGAAUGGACUUCCAGUCGGCCAUGGAAACUUUUGCAGAAGCAUGGGUCGCCGCUAACACACAGACGCCACUCACAGAGGCCGCGGAAGCACAGAGCCUGGCAGUGGUGCCCCCGAGCGCUGGCGUGGCUCCUCCUCCGACAGGCGGUGGAACGCCCUCCAGCGGGGGAGCUGGGGCGUCCGGGGUCGGGGGUCAGCCCGGUGCGCCCAGAGCCCCCUCUUCACCCCCGCCUUCGUCCCUGGCUGCCCACGGCUCGCCCGAGGAUCAGGACCGCAGCAGCAGCAGCUGUGAGGCGCUGGCUCCCACCAGGCCACCCCCUCCCUCACUGGCCGGCAAGACCCUGCCGGUGCACUGCGUGGUGGAGCGGGUGCCGAGCCCGCAGACGGACAGCCAGCAGCCGUCCGUCGAGGUGGACAGCUACGCGAUCGUGCCCAGCGCCGCCCUGUUCGCCGACCUGGUGCGCACCGCGCUCACCAAGCUCGGCUACUCGCCGUCGGAGGCCAUCUGCGCCAAAGGCGUGGUGCAGAUCAAGAACUGGAAGCCCCUGUCCUUCGACCAGAUCACCGAGCUGCCGGAGGCCACCGUGGGAGACAUGCUCAGCGACCUGGUGCAGGUGGCCACUCUCAGGAUACGCCUGUACAGCCGGCCCAAGCCCAACGUGGUGAACGACGUGAAGGAGAAGCUCCUUCAGGUGCUGCUGGCUCAGUCGCAUUCGCUGCUGCUGAGUUCUGGCUGCCCCAUCGACCAGACGACGCUAGCGGCUCUCAGCAAGGGCAAGGCCGAGUGGGAAAUCUCCGAGGACACACGCAAGAAGUUCGACCAGUGGUACCUGCACCAGGUGUUCCAGCACUGUCGCCAGGUGGCGCUUCUGCAGCACCAACUCCAGCAGCAGCACCUUCAACAACAGCAGAAGCACGCCUCUCCGGUGGUGCCACCGCCUCCCCGGCUUCUGCAGCUGAGCCUGUCCCAACCGCCUCUCCAGGCGCAGCCCCCGCCGCCUUCUUCCUCUUCUUCCGUCUCUAACGCUGCGCAACCCGUUAGCUUAAUCACCACGCCGCCACCAGCCGGAGCACCGCCCGGGACUCCACAGUCGCAGCAACAGCAGCAGCAGACCCAGCACCCGGUGUGUCUGCAACAGUCCCUGAGCGGCGGCGGCGGCGGCUGUUCCUCGUCGCGGACGCGCAUCCGCACCUCCUUCGACCCGGAGCUCGAGUUGCCCAAGCUGCACCGUUGGUUCGCGGAGAACCAGCACCCGUCGAGGCUCACCAUCCAGCAGUACGUGCGCGAGCUGAAUUCGCUGGACUCGCGUCGCGGACGCAAGCCCCUCGACGUGAACAACGUUGUGUACUGGUUCAAGAACGCGCGGGCGGCGCACAAGCGGGCCGAGCUCAAGCUCUCCUCCGGCGUCUCCACCGGCGCAACCUCAUUGGGUGCUGUGGGCGAGGGCGGCCCAGCGUCUUCGACGCUGAGCAACGGCUUCCUGCCUCCGCUGUGGAGCCCCGCCUGGGACUGCGGGAUGUACUCUACGCAGGACUCGGAUGACGGGUUUCGCCAGCACAGGAACAGCAACGGCUUCUCCUCGUCCGCCUCGGCGCUCGGCGGCGCCGGCGAAGCGGCGACCAUGAUGAUGCACGAGGACUCGUUCGAAGACGACGACGAUUCGCCGCCGCCAAGCCCCGAGGCGACGCUGGACCUGUCGGUGCGCGGCCGCAACGGUGUCCUGGUUAAGGAGGAGCCCCGGGACUCGCAAGGGAGCAGUGACAUGGAAGAGGACGAAGGCGGCGGGGGCGGCGGAGUGGCGGGCGGCGGCGACGAUACUCCCCAGGACAGCGACGACGACGAAUCGCGGUGCCAGAGCGGCGCGACGACGGCGUCCUCGGGGGCGACGUCGGGGUGUGCGGCGGCGCGCGUCGAUUCCCCGGGCGGGCUCCGCGACGAGCGCCGCAAGCGGAACCGGACCUUCAUCGACCCGGUGACCGAAGUGCCGCGCCUCGAGCGCUGGUUCGCGCUCAACACGCACCCUUCGCACGCGCAAAUCGUGCGCCACACGGACGAGCUGAACAGUGCGCCGUACAGGAAGCGGUUCCCGCGGCUCGAGCCCCGCAACGUGCAGUUCUGGUUCAAGAACCGCCGGGCCAAGUGCAAGCGGCUCGCCACCGCACAGCCACAGCGGCCUUCCUCCGCGUCGCCCAACCCAAAGUCGGCGACGGGAGGCUCCGGCGGCAUCGGUGGUGGCGAGACCGCUGCUUCUUCGGCGAGCGCGGCGAGCUCGCCCCGGGACGCGGGCGUCCGGUCGCCGCUGCCCCAGCAGGCGAGCGGCCAGUGACGCCGCAGGUCGCCGGGCGUGCUCGCCGUCGUGCGGGAGGACUCCUAGUCAGACUGCGGCUGGCCCCGCCCCCUCUACGCCGCGCGCGCAGUAACGCUCACCUGCUUGCUCGCUCUCUCUCUCUCACACACGCUCUGUCUCCCCCUCUCUCUCACGCUCGAUCGUUAGAACCAGCGGCUACCCGAUGUAGUUACGGGGUGGUGCUUAGGGCCACAUGCAAUCAAGCCUGUACCGAAUGUGAGAAAGGUCGCGUGGGAAGGUCCCGUUGGCCUACGGUCCACCGUCUGGUACCGCUGCUGCAAGGGUGUGUUCACACUGGAGUCGUCGGUCGCCGUGAACAUGGGCAUAGAACUUUAUGAAUCAGUUUACUCCAUGAUGGCAAGUUUGGUGGGUGAAGGCGGCUAAAGCAAGAAGCAUUUCCUUCAGAUUAAAUUUGAUUUUCCUUGGGGAAUACCAGUUUUAGCACUUGCCAUGCAGACUCUGGCGCUUCGCUUUUCUCUACUUCGUAGCUUGUUGCAAUGAUUUUGGCUUGCCCUGUCGUAAUGGCAACAAGUGUUCUCCGGUGGAGCCUUCUGAGAUUGGCAGGGCCACACAAUCCACUUGUUCUAGCUUUGCUAGCCUGUAAUGUUUGCUCAUUUCACAGACUUCCUUGAAUCACGGAGACUGAUUUAGAGUCCCAGAAUCUAUUGAUACCGACAUGCCUUUGUUAUGCUUCUACACCUCAGCUGUGAAUGCACCCUUAUUGUUUCCUUGUUACCUUGUAUUAGUUUUUAUUUACAUUCUGUGUAUAAUCGUUGUAGUGUACACACAGGCUGAUCAUCUAAGUGUGACCGAUUGCCCUCACAGCAAGUCUUUUGCCUGCAGCUUGGAUUCAUUAUUUAACGGUGAAAUUGUGCGUUUCUCCUUUAUUAUUGAUUUUUUGCCUUCCUCAGCUCUUUGAAGUGGCAAGUGUGGAAAGAAGGAAAAAGGGGGACUGAAGCCAAGUGAAACCUAUUUAGCAGUUAAAGCUUUCAUUUGUUGUAACAUAUAUAGCUAAUUUCUUGCUUGCCUUUUUUGGCACUAAAAUCGAGGGGUGAGGUAGAGGGGAGCCUUAAAUUUUUUAAUUUCAGCAUGUUAGUAAUGUUGACAUUGCAUGCAUCUAUCAUAUUUGCCUUCUGAAUGUCACCAACAUCGAUGCCAAUUUUACAUGGCUCGUAUAUUGUUUGCAAAUAGUGGCAGUCAGCUACCAAGUGCCAAGAUUAGCGCACUGACAGUUUGGUUUCCUUUAACCGAAACUGGCUCAGAGGACCCUAAGGUAGUAUUUUCAACUUAAUGGAUAUUGCUGCUUUGCUUCCUGUGUAAUGUGUAAUAUGCGUACAAAGCUCCUAUUUUAAGAGGAUAUUGUUGCACAUAACUGUAAUCAUAAGUUUUUAGGGGUGCUUUUAAUUUUGCCCUUAAGAAACAAGUUUGAUUGUGUCAUUUCAUAUUACUUUGUAAUGUUGUGCUGCCAGCUUUGUGACUGCAUGUUCUAGCUUUAACAACUCUGUCAUGACGCUCUCACUUUGCCCAGUAAUGCUUAAAAGAUGCACUUGGAUCUUGCAUAGGUUGCAUUAAUGUAACAGCCGUGGCACUCUACAAUCAAAAGCUAUGUUACUUUCAUUUGCUUGGUGUUUUUCCAUCAGCGUCGUAUUUCUUUCACGGUAACAGCAAUAAGCCUUUCCUCCUCUGUGAAUUUCUGCAGUGUUUGUCCACUCAGAUCUCCUUUGAUGGGAACUCUGUGAUGCAGUCUAUGCAAUUUGACGAAGGGUCAGAGGAAACAUAUUGACAUCUUGCAAUAAUUAAAAAAUGCCCAUAGAAAGAAACAGUAACCAUGUUACAGGCCUACAAGCUACUGUUACUUGUAUUCGGCAGUUGCAGCAGUCUCUGUUGAGGUGUCAUGCUCCCCUUUUAUGACAUGACGGUUUUAAGGCUCAAACUUGUCCCACUUUUGUGUUAGUUGUGCUUUGCAAUUUGGUGAGUUGGUGUGUGUUAUUGUAGCUUUCACUGUUGUCGGCUUCCGCUCACACUACUACCACAUCAUUGGCAGAUGUGUUUUCAUGGAAGCAGGAGAGCAAAGAUAGUGUCUUCUGUAUCAGGAUUUGUGUUAUGAGGCCAUCUUCUAACCUUCAUUUUGUAGCGAGCAUUAGGAGCUGAAAGGACUUCAUGUAUCCAUAUUAGUCUGUCAUAUAACUUUUAGUUCAGGUCCUAGUUUGAAGAUGUGGCUGCCUAGUGUUUGUUAUGGGCUGCAUAGUUCACAGGCGAGGAAGUAGUUUAAGCAUGUUGCACCUUGGUUUCAACGAGCAUGGCCAACUAGAUUUUAUGUGGGUUUAUGUUUGAGAGAGAGAGAGAGAAAGAAAUGGAUCACAUGGUUAAUUGUGGACCACCUCUUCUGAUGUCUGCAAAUAGAUGCCCGCUGUUCGAUUUUUCAGAGCAUGGCUAGUUCCUUCUAGGGGUGUGCAAUACAGAAGCAACACGCAUUGCAGCCUUAAUUUUUUUUUAUCGUCACUUUCAAAAUUUUAUUUGUGGGCAUAGAUUUCAUGUCUUCGUCCAUAAAUGUUGUCUGUGAAAAUAGUGAGGUGUGCCUGCUCACGGAGCUACGACUAACCAAUCACUGGCCUUCUUGUGUUCCUCAUAAAACUACUUGUUUCAA